Molecule: messenger RNA, 650 nt
Organism: Vitrella brassicaformis
Lineage: Eukaryota; Vitrellaceae
Source: the annotation of a GenBank genome assembly
AUGGGACAGUCACAGGAGGACUGGGAGGCCGCAGUCAGCUUAUUCGCGCAGGACUUCGCGCUCACCGUCAUUUCCGAAUCCAUGAAGGUACGGGAGCGUGUCUGGCAUUCAUUCAUCAAGGAUGCCUCCGUGGCUGCCUCAAUUGACACAGGAGCUUGGAUUGGAGCUCGAAGAGGAGGUCGAGGGUGUCAGCGAGCCGCAGGAGUCCGACCAGGAGGUGCUCCCUGUGCUGAUGGAUGCGCUGACGUCGGCGCAUCCGCCAAAGCGGCCUAUGGGGAGCCCCAGCCGCAAGACAAAAACACGUCCUCCUGACGCCCCGGUUCCCGGCGUCCGGGAUAAUGACAUACCUCCCCCAGAGCCGUCGCCUCGCCGUGAGUGGCUCGCCGACUCGCCGCCCCGCCCAAAACAAGUCCCUGAUGUCAUGUACGGCAGCCCCGCCGCAGCGCUGAGCCGCCACGCCCGUGUGCAUCAGUGGGAGCGGGAGAAGCAGAAGGAGGCCGCCAAGGAGGUCCUCCGGUGGAAGAGGGAAGCCGAGUCGCGUCGGAAGAAGGUCAAGGAGAAGGAGGAGAGAAGAGCGGCUGCCAUAAAGGCGGAGAUCGAUAAACUGUUCGCCCGCCACAAGAAGGAGAUGGACCAUUGGCGUGAGUUGG